AUGGAACUCGAGUGUGCAGUUCAAAAUUACGAUUGGGGCAAGAAGGGCAUGGCAAGCAGCGUAGCUCAGCUGAUUAAAUCAUCAUCUCCGGAGUUGAAUAUCGAGCAAGACAAGCCCUACGCUGAACUGUGGAUGGGGACCCACGUAAACGGCCCGUCAUUCAUCAAAGGAACCAAAGAAUCACUAGCAGAUUACAUCACCAAAGACUCCAAUAGUCACGUGCUAGGUGACAAAGUAAAGGAAGUAUUCGGCAACACUUUGCCAUUUUUAUUCAAGGUCCUUUCGAUCGACAAAGCGCUCUCCAUCCAAGCACAUCCAGCCAAAGCUCACGCAGAGGAGCUCCAUCAAUUAUUUCCCUCUGUCUACAAAGAUCCCAAUCACAAACCAGAGCUCGCCAUUGCUUUGACACCCUUCCAAGGGCUCUGUGGUUUCCGUCCGGUACAGGAGAUUAGAUUUCAUUUGAAUUCAAUCCCCGAGCUGGUUGCACUUUGCGAUCAGACUGCGGUUGAUGAUUUUUUGAACUGCCAAGGUAAUCCUCAGAUUCAUUUGAAGAAAUGUUUCAAAAGCUUGCUUACUUUUGCAACUACUGAUGGAAAUUCUGGUGACAUUGGUUGCUUUGGAAUUUAUUUUUUUAAUUACAUAAAUUUGAAUCCUGGAGAAGCGCUGUAUCUUGGACCAAAUGUUCCUCAUGCUUACUUGUACGGCGACUGCGUUGAGUGCAUGGCGUGUUCUGACAAUGUCGUUCGUGCUGGGCUUACUCCAAAAUUAAAGGAUGUGCCAACACUAAUUGAAAUGUUGUCCUAUCAAAGUCAGUCGUAUAAUAAAUUUGAGCCGAAAAAAAUAGAUGAAUUUUCGGAAGUUUUUCAGCCACCGAUAAAAGAUUUUGCAGUGGCAAAAAUUCAAAUUCCUGGCAGUAAAAGUUACAAGUUUGUACCGGUUAAUUCACCUUCUAUAGUGAUAAUUAUCCAAGGAUCUGUAAAAAUAUUUGACAAGGUUCAUAAACGAGGAUCAGUAUUAUUUACACCUGCCAAUUCUGAGCUAGCAGUGACCAAUUUAGAGGAAGAAAAAUCCUUAAUUUUUCAAGCUUUUGCUAAUGUUAAUAACUUACCGAUUAUUAAUUAG
Molecule: messenger RNA, 1122 nt
Organism: Cotesia congregata
Lineage: Eukaryota; Metazoa; Arthropoda; Insecta; Hymenoptera; Braconidae
Source: the annotation of a GenBank genome assembly